Messenger RNA from Rattus norvegicus (Norway rat), 5321 nucleotides. It is a transcript of the gene Spock2, whose product is annotated as SPARC/osteonectin, cwcv and kazal like domains proteoglycan 2. The record is from RefSeq and is marked validated. Gene Ontology annotation, cellular component: gel phase of interstitial matrix. NCBI's taxonomy places the organism in Eukaryota, Metazoa, Chordata, Mammalia, Rodentia, Muridae. Gene Ontology annotation, molecular function: serine-type endopeptidase inhibitor activity; glycosaminoglycan binding; calcium ion binding.
AGUUACAGACACAGCCCCCGCUGGCGCAGCCUCUCUGAUUCUCUCUCCCUCUCCGCGUCCAGCGCUGGGCUUUUUCAGACAAGUGCAUCUGCUAACCAGGUCACAUUUCAGCCACGACCCACCCUCCGUCAGUCACUGGAGUCAGACAGCAGGAGGAGGGCUGAGGAGGACCGCAGCGCUUCGCCAGCAGCGCGGUGGAGGGAGGACCUCAAAUACUGCUGAAGUCCAGACGCCCCCCAGGUCCAAGCCCAGACCACGAUGCGCGCUCCGGGAUCCGGGCGGCUGGCUCUGCCGCUGCUCCUCCUCGCCGUAGUCGCUUUGGCUGAAGGCGACGCCAAGGGGCUCAAGGAGGGCGAGACCCCCGGCAAUUUCAUGGAAGACGAGCAAUGGCUGUCGUCCAUCUCGCAGUACAGCGGCAAGAUUAAGCACUGGAACCGCUUCCGAGACGAGGUAGAGGAUGAUUACAUCAAGAGUUGGGAGGACAAUCAGCAAGGAGACGAAGCUCUGGAUACCACCAAGGACCCCUGCCAGAAGGUGAAGUGCAGUCGUCACAAGGUGUGUGUCGCUCAAGGCUACCAGCGCGCCAUGUGUAUCAGCCGCAAGAAGCUGGAACACAGGAUCAAGCAGCCUUCUUUGAAACUCCACGGAGGCAAAGACUCCAUCUGCAAGCCCUGUCACAUGGCCCAGCUAGCUUCCGUCUGUGGUUCCGAUGGCCAUACCUACAGUUCAGUGUGCAAGCUGGAGCAGCAGGCAUGUCUGAGUAACAAGCACCUGGCGGUGAGGUGUGAGGGCCCCUGCCCCUGUCCCACGGAGCAGUCUACUGCGUCUACCACCGACAGCAAGUCAGAGACCUGCACAGGGCAGGACCUGGCCGACCUGGGGGAUAGGCUUCGUGACUGGUUCCAGCUCCUUCGUGAGAACUCGAAGCAGAAUGGCUCAGCCAGCAGCUCCUCUAGCCCUGCAGGGUUGGACAAGAGCCUAGGGGCCAGUUGCAAGGACUCCAUCGGUUGGAUGUUCUCUAAGCUGGACACCAGUGGAGAUCUCUUCCUGGACCAGACAGAACUGGCUGCCAUCAACCUGGACAAAUACGAGGUCUGCAUCCGCCCCUUCUUCAACUCCUGCGACACCUACAAAGAUGGCCGAGUCUCUACUGCUGAGUGGUGCUUCUGUUUCUGGAGGGAGAAGCCCCCCUGCCUGGCAGAGCUGGAGCGCACACAGAUCCAGGAGGCAGCCAAGAAGAAGCCAGGUAUCUUCAUUCCGAGCUGUGAUGAAGAUGGUUACUAUCGGAAGAUGCAGUGUGACCAGAGCAGUGGUGACUGCUGGUGCGUGGACCAGCUGGGCCUGGAGCUGACCGGCACACGCAUGCAUGGGAACCCUGACUGUGAUGACAUCGUGGGUUUCUCCGGGGACUUUGGAAGCGGUGUCGGCUGGGAGGAUGAGGAGGAAAAGGAGACAGAAGAGGCAGGCGAGGAGGCUGAGGAGGAGGAGGGUGAGGCGGGUGAGGCAGAUGACGGAGGCUACAUCUGGUAGAUGGCCCUCGAAGGCCUCGGCAGGCCAGGGUGCCGACGGCCAGAAAGACAGGCCAGAAGAGACCUGGACAGCAGCAGGCAACUUAGCAAAUGGAUCCGGAAGUCAGCGUGAAGGACCCUGGCUCCAGUGGGGACUGGAGAGUGUGGCUUGUGUGACUGGUGUGUGUGUGUGUGUGUGUGUGUGUGUGUGUGUGUGUGUGUGUGAUGUGAGUCACCUAGAGGUCCCUUCCUUCCUGUGGUUAUUUCUUUCCCAUUGUUAUCGAUGUUCAAAUGCACACUUUCACGCACAUGGACACACCAACAGACCAAAAUCAAUGUGAUGUGAUGCCCCAGAUCCUGUCCCUCAGGCCAACACCUCGACCCAGGUCCUGCCCUGCUCAAUCAACCUUACCCCCUCCUGCCUUUCUUCCUUCCUCUCCUGAGGCCAGAGAGGGAGGGCAGGAAGCUGGAAGCUGAGCAUCCUCCCCAAAUCGGGCUGAUUUGAUGUGAAAGCCCCACCAUGGUGUGUGGUGGUGAGGCAGGACCUGUUCACACAACAAGGCUUACCCUUCUGCUGACAUCCAGAGAGCUGCUUGUGGGUGUGUCCAGCCGUGACCUCUGGGCUGUACGUGGCUAAGGAUAGCUAUCCAUGUGGCCCAACACAAAACAGGAAACUUACUUAAAAAUAGGGUUUUUUGGGGCUGGGGAUUUAGCUCAGUGGUAGAGCGCUUACCUAGGAAGCGCAAGGCCCUGGGUUCGGUCCCCAGCUCCGAAAAAAAGAACCAAAAAAAAAAAAAAAUAGGGUUUUUUGGUUGCUGCUUUUGGGUUUUUGAUAAUUGGAUUGGGGAGUUCUUGAAUGUGGGCUUUGUAGAUGACAAUACUAUUACAACAUCAAAAGGUUGGACACACCCAAUAGGUUAUCUCUUAGCCUAGUCCUGAGUAACCAGAGAUAGCCCAGCAGAACAGGCAGAGACCAUGAGGCAGAGGAGGAGGGUAGGUCCCUUGAUACCAGGCCUCAGAUUAACCCAGUCAGCACCUGUUGCCUCCUGGGGCUCUAGGCUGCUUUCUUGGCAAAUGGGGGCUGUCAUCAUGCAGUUCAGUUUUGAGGGCUCGCAGCCAUGACCUCUGUUUCCUGGCAAGAGUCCCUUUGUCCUAAGGAGCAGAGGAACAGAAAGCAGCACACGUCUGCCCACCUCCUCCCUGACCCUGUAGGAAACGAUCCCCUCUUGUCCAGAGAAAGGUAUGUCUCUGAGAUCCUGUGAGAAAGCAUCAGGAAGCUGUGACUUCCUGUGCCCAGAGAUAGUCCUGGAGGAGAGGCCCCGAUACCUUAGUCCUCUCAACCAUGGCUUCCCUCUGUCUCAAGGGUCCCCAAGAUGGCCCUACUAGAGCCGUGCCCCAGACUCUAUUUAAAGCCCCACCACAUAUAUGAAUAGAGAGCAAUGUAUCAGAGGGGACCACACUGGGCAGCUAGGCCCUGAGGCCAUGCCUCAGUGUGAGGGGCUUUUACCCAGAUGCCCUGUGGGGUUUUGUGUGUUUAUUGAUUCCCACUGCACCCCCUCUCAAAGGAAAUUCCUUAAAAUAUUUGAUGAAGAAUUUCUUACCUGUACUUGGGCCACUGAUACCCUUUGGUAUGUGCGUGCGUGUGUGUGUGUGUGUGUGUGUGUGUGUGUGUGUGUGUGUGUGUGAGAGAGAGAGAGAGAGAGAGAGAGAGAGAGAGAGAGAGAGAACACCGAGGGCCACCCUGACGGCUAGGGAGAGUGAGGACAGCCCCCUGUGUGGUGGAAGGCUGGGCAGCUACUGGGGUUCUUGUGCUAGGGUUUCCAGGACAAAGCCCCAGUCUGGCUGUCCCCCAGCAUCUCAGGGGCACUAGCUGGUUACAUCCACUGAGUGUGGACUUUAGGGAAGAGCCUCAUCCUUCCCAUCCCUUCCCGCCACCCUGGAAUGGCCACCUUCCUUGUCAUCUCCUGGGGCAAAUACAGAAAUGCCACUAAGCUCCAUAAAGUGCUUCUCAUUCCACAACACAGUUCUGACUCUCCGGGUGACUGUCCCUGAUCCCAUCCCCUUCCUCCUCCCUCCCUUCCUCAGGCCUCUGCAACCAUCCUCUGGUCCCUGGCUCAGUCACAUCAGCCCUCUGCAUUAUAGAAGCAGCCAUCCCUCCUCCUCCUCCUCCUCCUCCUCCUCCUCCUCUUCCUCCUCCUCCUCCUCCUCUUCCUCCUCCUCCUCCUCCUCUUCCUCCUCCUCUUCCUCCUCCUCCUCCUCCUCUUCCUCCUCCUCUUCCUCCUCCUCCUCCUCCUCUUCCUCCUCCUCCUCCCCUUCCCCCACCCCCUCCUCCAGCUGGAGUUACUUGAAACUUCCUGCUCUCGAUAGGACGGAGUCUGAUUCUUCCUCUGCCGUAGCUGGAUUCCCAGAACAUCCCGGGUAGCUGUGAAGGAUUUCAGACUUUCUGGGGUGGGGAUGGGGUGUUGUGGAGGAAGAAGCAUCCCCUUCUUUCGCCCUGCCCCACUGAGGGGGCUGUGCUCUGUGUGUCCCUGGAUCUUCUGGUUUUGUAUCUGACUUUGUAAAUAUGUUUUAGGAAGAAAGCAGAAGGUAUGGAGCUUGACUGUGGCAGGCCUCAGGGGUCCAGAAGUUUGUCCCCCUCUAAAGUGUCCCCCCCGUACUGCCCUUCGCCCCCACUGAGACUGAGUCUCACAAGGGUAGACAGAGCAGUUGUCCCUGGUGGGGCCGAAGGUCCCCAAGUAGCUUCUGGUUUCCUCAGGAACGAGGUCCCAGGCCAGACUAUUGUCAGUCCUAAGGCCUCAUCCUUGAAUAAGCUGCCUACCCAGUUCCCCCAUGCUCCUGCCUGCUCUCGCUCCCUUGCUAUGGGCAGGAGAGCUAGGGCUGUGCUGGAAAGAGUUCAGCCAAACUACAGCAGCACCCCGCCUUGCCGGGCCCUGGAGCUGCCCUACUAAGACCCUCCAUAGCCCUUGGGUGCUGGGAGGGAUGGCGUAAGUUGGGGCAGUUUGAGGUUGGAGGGAGUAAAUGUGCCUUGAGAGACACUCAGAGGUCCCAGGGAGCUCUGGCAGGAGGCAAAGUUGGUGAGAGAGUCAUGGGACAUCUUGACUUCCCUCCAGUGUUUCAUAGGAGUCCACGUGAUGGGUGGGCACAGGUCCGUCCUUACUCCGGCCCCCUCCCUCCCCUGGUUUGGGUUGGUACCCGUCUGGCUUUUCUUGAGCUUUAUCUGCUUUCGGCUUCUCCUCUAAGUGGGUAGAUGGGGUCUUUUGAUAUCGGCUCCCCAAAGCCUGAGCCCACAGGCCUGGGAGAGAACCAGGGGCCCGUCUUUGAUACCUGGGUCAUCACGAACCCUUCUGCCUGCAGUUGUCCCAAGGAAGGACCUGGGGGUGCAAAAGGAGAUUCAAGACAUCUGUAACAAGUCAGGCAGAGCAACCCGCUUCUUAGCCCGUGUCCCACUUAAACUGAGCUUAGAGUUAAACAUUGUGGUCAAGUGCUUGGGUUCCGUCUGUAGAUUUAAGUGCUGACGUUGUAUUUCCCAGUAAUCUUAGAUGUCUUUUGAAAAACUGAACAAGUGUUAGACCUGUGUGUGCGUUGGUGGGCACUCAAGCAUCCCAUGGGUGACCCCGUUCUCUCCCCUUCCUCCGUGACACAUCCACUCCUGCCCCGCCCACCCCCACUUGCCUCCACCCGGGGCCCCUCACUUUGCUGUGGUCUUUAUCUGCCUGUUACUCAGCCUAAGGAAACAAGUUCACUCUACACACGCAUAAAAGAAAGCAAAUGUUAUUUUUAAGAAAAUGGAAAAUAAAAACUUUAUAAACAUCA